AUGUCAAAAAACCAAACAACUGUACCUCGUUUGCAAAGAAUUCGUAGAAAAAUUCUAUACUUUCUUAAGCAUGAAAUUUGUAAAUUUCAUUGCCAAGAAUCAGUUACAAAUUUUAUCGAAGUAAUAAAUCUUGGUUACUGGCUUUUGGGGUGUCUUGGCGAAACGACCCUAGCGUCACCCGUAAAAAAUGAUAGCUGGAUAAAUCUGUAG
Molecule: messenger RNA, 210 nt
Organism: Racocetra persica
Lineage: Eukaryota; Fungi; Glomeromycota; Glomeromycetes; Diversisporales; Gigasporaceae
Source: the annotation of a GenBank genome assembly